AUUUCCCAGUUGGACAUUUCUGCAAAUGCAAGACACCAACAAAUAACACAUAACCAUCAAGAAAGGAGCUUGCCCAGGGCAGCAUUUGGAAACAAUUCUGGGGAAACUGUCGGAAAUGAGUUUUUCUCUGAACUUCACACUGCCGGCCAACAUGAGACAAUAAUUGUCAAAAGCCCAAGCCCCGGGGACUCCAGUGUGCUCACUGAGUUGACAAGAGGAUUAAACAUACAAUUAAAUACCUAACAAAGCCUUGCCAAGUUUAAAGGAAUGACAAAAGCUUACACUUCCGGUGCUCAUGUGAUCCUCAUAACAACCCUAGAGACAUCCUCCCCAGUUGUAACGGAUGGGCCAGAAGCAGACUGUGGGCCAUCUCUCGGGCUGGCAGCAGGCAUCCCAUCCCUGGUGGCCACCGCCCUGCUGCUGGCUUUGGUACUGACUCUGAUUUGCCGACGAAGGAGCAGCCACAGAGAGGCCACUGAGGAAAGUGAGCAGCCAUGUGAAAUUUCAGAAAUCUAUGAUAAUCCCAAGAUAGCUGAGAACCCUAGCAGGUCCCCCACACAUGAGAAUAUGAUGGGAGCAGAAGAAACCCACAUCUAUGUGAAAACUGUGUCAGGAAGUGAGGAACCUAUGCGAGACACUUACCGUCCUACCCGAGAAAUGGAGAGAAGGAGGGGACUGUGGUGGCUGAUGCCCAGACUGAGCCUGGAGUGAUGCAGCCCCAGCUAGGAGUGGAUCUGGAUCUGGAACACAGCUGAACUCCAGAGAUUUAUGAGGAGAGAUGCCAAGUCAUUUUUUAACCAAUCCAAAUUUCAUUGACAGACCUGGACAACGAGAGGUUGAUCUGUCUCAAGGUUUGUCCUAAUUCUAAGCUCUCAUGAGGUGACUCUCCAUCCAGAGGAGCCCUUGGAUGCUGUUGCUGGUCCCAGAGAAAUUUUAAUUUUAUUGGUAAUUUGGGCAAAGGAUUUGAUGUCAUAGUGUCUUGCUGUCUCAUCUUUUCUCAAAAGACAAACAACAAUAACAACAAAAAACAUCAUACUUGGCACCCAUGGGACGUUGGCCAAGUCAGCCUGGUGCAAGUUGGGAUAUAAAUGAAACUUUUUUUUCUUUUCUUCCUCCCUAGUUUGGGUUUUCCAUGUAAAGAAAGGUGGUCUGUUUUUCUUUUUUGCCUUGCUUGAUCAUUGCAUUUAAUUUUUUAUUUAUUUUUGAAACUAUAAAUGAAACUUAAGGGAGAUGUAUGAGGGGAAGCAGUUCCUUAUUUCUGAACUUCUCAGGAUAGAAAUCACAUGGGGCCACACAUUCUCUCACCACGAGGCGGCACACGGCUGGAUCACGCCCUAUGCACAUUUAAAUACUCUACGAUCAGAGUGUUUAAGGAAGGCAAUUCUGCAAAGGGCUGUGCAUGUGUGUGUGUUUGUGUGUGUGUAGAAGAUAAAUAGGGUAAAGGGAAGGCAAAGUUUAUUUUAUAAAAUUAGUAGAAAUGAAGGCUUUCCAUUUUGUGGGAAUGGUGAGAAAGAACCAAGUCCCCGCCCUAUAUGGGGAAAAACUGGUUGUCAAGAAAAGAUUAAGAAAACCGUGAGUGGAUGAGCAAAGGACAAAAGGUCAGGCCCAGCCGUCACGUGCCUGACAUCUGAGGGAAGCCUGUGGUCAAAUCAGCCAGCUCAGGCUUCAGUCUUGACUAUUACUUAUGCAAGGCAGCUUCCAGGAGUCCAGGUGCCUACAGAGAGCCAUUGCCACGAGCAGGACAAGCCUCCUGGUGGGAGAACCUGGAUUCAGGGCACCUGUGGCCCAUCCACCACUCCAUGCACCACUGUUCUCACACAGGACCUGCCACUGUUCUAAAACACGCUCUUCUCCACAUUGCCACAUGCCAACACAUGCUUUUCAAAUCCAACUUGUGAAAAUCAGUUUUGUGUUAAGUCCCUUCAGUCCAGUCACCUUGACAAACCCAUGUGGCCAUUUCUAAGCCCACAUGCCCAGUGAUCCGGUGCUUGUACUUCUCUUACAUGGUAAGAGGGCCCUUGAAUUUGCUAUGAACUUGACUGUGACCUAGGCCUUGGCACACAAGGUGUGAGCCCUGGGGUAGAUUGUGGACCACUGGAAGCCUCAGCGCUAUACUUACAAAACAGAGAUAAAAGUUCUCAUCCUCCUGCCCUCAGGACUGAUAUAUGCAUGUGAAUAAGCCUUAUAAUCUUUAAAGCAAGAUGUGACUUGUAUUUUGGGAUAUUUGUUUUAAUUCCACUUACAAUCUAUUGCUUGGAAUGAGGUACUAGAACUUAUUUUGGAAUAUAGUGAAAAGUAAAAUGGUCAU
Messenger RNA from Talpa occidentalis (Iberian mole), 2308 nucleotides. It is a transcript of the gene OPALIN, whose product is annotated as oligodendrocytic myelin paranodal and inner loop protein. NCBI's taxonomy places the organism in Eukaryota, Metazoa, Chordata, Mammalia, Eulipotyphla, Talpidae. The transcript is spliced from 7 exons. The record is from RefSeq and is a predicted model, not a curated record. Bases 268 to 711 code for a protein of 147 amino acids. Gene Ontology annotation, cellular component: cell-cell contact zone; plasma membrane.